This is a messenger RNA of Cannabis sativa, 1043 nucleotides long. RefSeq lists its product as uncharacterized. The record is from RefSeq and is a predicted model, not a curated record. The transcript is spliced from 4 exons. Gene Ontology annotation, molecular function: iron ion binding. Bases 239 to 748 code for a protein of 169 amino acids. NCBI's taxonomy places the organism in Eukaryota, Viridiplantae, Streptophyta, Magnoliopsida, Rosales, Cannabaceae.
AAGACCAAGGAGAGGAGGAGCUUUCUGCCUUUUAUGUGGGACUAGUAGUAGUAGUAAUACUGGUUCAAUUGUGGGGUGUGGAGUGUGAAAGCCACGCUUCCACGUAUCAUGUAUGCUUUUGAUGAGUUGAACUACAAACACUUGUACUUAAGAAAGACUAACGAGUUUUCUUUCAUCUGAUCUCUCCUUAUCUUCUCCUAUCUUCUACAUUUUACUAUACUAAUCAAGAGAAAAGAUCAUGGCCUUCCAAGUUCAAGCAGCAGCUUUACCUGCUACAGCUAAAUCUUCCCUCAUAUCUCCCACUGGAAAUGCCACCGGUCUCCGUCUACCCUCAGACCGUUUUGCUCUCAAAUCUUCCUUUUUCUCCUCCUCAUCGCUUAGGCUGCUUCUCUUAGUUUCUCCUCAGAAUCAAUGUCAGCCUCUGCUUUCUACGGCCCCAAGGUUCUCCAUGCGUGUUGCCUCCAAACAGGCCUACAUCUGCCGAGAUUGCGGGUACAUUUACAAUGACAGAACUCCCUUUGAGAAAUUGUCUGACAGUUACUUCUGCCCUGUUUGUGGUGCGCCCAAGCGAAGAUUUAGAGCAUACCAGCCUCCUGUCACCAAAAAUGCCAAUGACAAAGAUGUUAGGAAAGCCCGGAAAGAACAGCUUAAGAAAGAUGAAGCAAUCGGGAAAGCACUGCCUAUUGCUGUUGCAGUUGGAGUUGUUGCACUUGCUGCAUUGUACUUUUACCUCAACAACUCCUUUUAGGCAAAGGAUAAUUGUAAGCAUAUGAUGUUGUACCACGGUCCAUGGUUUGAAUUGAAGCUCCAAAACCAUUUUGAGUAAUUCAAUAGUUCUUCCAACUGUGUUCUCAAUACCUUUAUCUAAUCCCUGCAACUACAAUUGCAAUUCAUCUCAUUUGGUUAAAGCUGCUAAAAAACUACAAGGGGAGCUGAACUAAAAGGCAGUUACAUUAUAUUCAUGUAUGGAGAAAUUACAAAAAUCUUUUGAACACAAUGUAAGAGGAAAUUGAUUUCAUUGAAUCCUUCACCAUAUUUGUUAA